AUGUCACGCAUUACAGUCAACGUUGCGACGGCCCCCAUAACGCAUUCUGCCAUUCUUCGACUCUGCCUCACUGCGCUCUCUGCUAAUACUGAGACUGAUAUUAUGCGUCCAAUUCAGCAAGGCGAAGACUUUACGCGAGAAAUUGAAGACAUCAACAGCAACUCCAGUGACACAGACGGAUCUGAUGGUGAUGAUUCAGAUUCAAAUGAUGAUGCAGACUUAUUGCGGAUUCGCGAUGCAAUUGUCGCCCCUGCUGCUAACGCAUCAACUCAAGAUCUUCGCAAAGCACUUGAACUUGCGCAAAGACUUCUUCUGGACAUGCGCGGGAAGUACCGAGAGGCUUUGAAGAAGAACGCUUUGCUUGAGGCAACAGUUUCAAAAGGUCGGAAGACGAAACUAACCAAGAAUGACCUUGCCCUCGCCGCCAAGGAAGACAGCAUCAGAAAUCUUGGACGCAAGUUCUCUGUCACGCACUGCUUAUGGGUCGAAACGUCUAUCUUCCCUUUGCGUGGGCCACCUCCCAGAAUCGACCUCUCGAGCAAGGAGCGGUGGCUCUCACCGUUAUCGAUUCAGGAUGGCGUUAAAGCCGAAAUUUUCCAAUUCAUUCCCCCAGUCGACCACAAUAUGAUGGCUCACAAAAACUUUGGCUCCCAUUUUGUGAAAGGUGUCAAUAAUGUUCGCGCUGAAAUGCUCUCAGACAUCAAGUCAUGUGCAGCAGCGAUUUUCAGUCUGGAUGCCAAGUUCUUCAUAAGAGGUUACGCACGGGACACAGAGCCAGCUUGCCGAACUCUGCUCCUCAACCCCCAAGGCAUAUAUACCAAGUUUGCUCCAGUUCUUUUCCCGCGUCCAGACCGUCUCGCCAGAGAUGAUUUUCUGAAAACAUCGAAGCUUGUUUAUGUCUUGAAAGCAUCCCUUUUUGGCCGAUCUUCACUCGCUGCCAACGCAGUCCCCACUCCAAAAACGAAGGCCAAAAUAUGGGAGUUACGCGCUGUAACACCUGGCCUCAUCGCAGCAGCAGCCGUUAUUGCUAUAUUUGUCCUAUCCGGCGACAAAGAGUUGGUUGAAGUCGGCGACAAAUCCCGGAUUCCAUACAAAGACUACCAUAACUACUACCGACAAUCGCUGCUAACCGGAGGUGCCUGGGCAAACGGGGUCUUCACGUUUUUCAACAACGCGCUGUUUGCGACAUCUCAUUCUGCCUCAACUAUCCUCGGUUCAGACCCCUCACACGACUCGAGCGGUCCACAGGACAGCUGGGAAGAAAUGUUUGAGCACGCAAUGGAAACCGGAGGCGAACUACCAGAACUAGAUGCAGUUGGCCCUGUCAUCGAUUCAGAGGCGCCCACCACACCUCCUGCUGCACCUCCUGCUGCACCCCCCACUGCACCUCCCGCUGCACCUCCUGCCACACCUCCUGCUGCACCUCCUGCUAUACCCGGUCCCCAAUCAAUCUCUGCCGCCAUGCAAGGUUUAGCUUUAGCUGAGGACGGUCGUCGAGACCCACCACCUGCAGCGCAGCCAGUACUUGAUGAGGACGAGCUGGAACCACCUGCUGUCCAGAAGCCGAAGCCAAGGCCAAAGCCAAAGCGGAAGGGCAAGGCCGCCAAUGAUACUAAUACUACUACCAGUGCUGACCCGGAGGAUCAAGCUCCUGGAAAGGAACCUGAGGUUUUGUUGUCAGUAGUCAGUGGCAGUGGUGUGCGAAGGGGCCGAUCAAGGAUCACUAAGUAG
Messenger RNA from Suillus clintonianus, 1731 nucleotides. RefSeq lists its product as uncharacterized. Bases 1 to 1731 code for a protein of 576 amino acids. The transcript is spliced from 6 exons. NCBI's taxonomy places the organism in Eukaryota, Fungi, Basidiomycota, Agaricomycetes, Boletales, Suillaceae. The record is from RefSeq and is a predicted model, not a curated record.